Messenger RNA from Eutrema salsugineum, 739 nucleotides. Its product is annotated as protein FAM136A. The record is from RefSeq and is a predicted model, not a curated record. Lineage: Eukaryota; Viridiplantae; Streptophyta; Magnoliopsida; Brassicales; Brassicaceae. Gene Ontology annotation, cellular component: cytoplasm. The coding region runs from base 66 to 515 and encodes 149 amino acids. The transcript is spliced from 3 exons.
AAAUUACAGUCAUCGGAGAAGGAGACGAAGGGAGAGAGAUUGAGAGAGAUUGUGAGAGAGAGACGAUGGAUCACAUCGGUGCUGCAGAGGAGCAAAUCGUAUCGGAAAGGCUUAGAAGAAAGCUUGAAGAAGUUAAUGCAGCUGCUCAGGCUCAGCUUUCUCCUGUCCAAGAUCACAUCAAUUUCACCCUCCAGCAAGCUUAUUUCAAAUGUGCAUAUGAGUGCUUUGACAGAAGAAGAAAGCAAGAGGAGAUUAGUAACUGCGUCGAGCACUGCAGUGUUCCCGUUGUCAAAUCUCAGCAGCAUUUCGAGAACGAAAUGGCUCAGUUUCAGGAAAGACUGAACAGAUCAUUGAUGGUGUGUCAAGACAAAUUUGAGGCUGCAAAGCUCCAGAAGAUAAGGCCUGAAGCGGUUAACGAGAUGGAGAGUUGCGUGCACAAAGCCAUUGAGGAGAAUCUCAAUACAUUACCACAUGUUGUGCAGAGAAUGAAGACAGCAUUCAACAUAACCAACUAAAACUGUUUCCUCCCGGAGAAAACCACAAUAACAGUUGAUUUCAGUACCCAUUGUUUGAAAUAAGACCUUUUGUUUUGUCUUAUUAUUUAUUUACAAAAUUUAAAGACCUUCCUUAGCUUUACAAAAUAUUGUUCUUAGAUAAAGAGCUUAUUAUAUUUAUAUUUGACACUGGAAUUUUUGUUAUUUUUUUUUUUGGAAACCAGUUUUGUUGUUAAUAAAAUUUA